Messenger RNA from Symsagittifera roscoffensis, 3100 nucleotides. RefSeq names its product vacuolar protein sorting-associated protein 18 homolog. The record is from RefSeq and is a predicted model, not a curated record. Lineage: Eukaryota; Metazoa; Xenacoelomorpha; Acoela; Convolutidae. Gene Ontology annotation, cellular component: HOPS complex; endosome. Gene Ontology annotation, molecular function: protein-macromolecule adaptor activity. Bases 5 to 2932 code for a protein of 975 amino acids. The transcript is spliced from 12 exons. Gene Ontology annotation, biological process: organelle fusion; endosome organization; vacuole organization.
CAUAAUGGCUUACAGGGGAUUAUCCUCAGGGGGUGGAGACCUGGAUGAAAGCGGAAUGAUAGAAGCUCCUCUCUUCUCAAUGCGCAAAAUCGACUUCGACCUACUUGACCCUACGUCGGUCAUCACACACGCGCAGAUAGCCAACUCAGUGCUCUAUGUUUUCACGCUGGGAAUCACAAAUGACCGAAAAUUGUAUCGGAAGAUAAUUGGUGACUCAUCAUCUGCAGAUUUCUUUGACCUAAAAGUCGAAGCGAUAUCGAAAAUUUUCGUAAAUCCUUUAGGAAAUUUGAUUUUGUUCACGACAGAAAUGAACCAAACGUACUACUUUUCGAAAGUUAUGAAGAAAUAUAAAACUGCACAGAAGUUUCUGAAAGACAUACAAGUACAAUGUAUGGCAUUUAAUAGAGUGACACAGAAUGAAAGCUGUCAGCAUUUUCUGGUUGGUUCUAUGAAAGGAGAGAUCAUUUCAGUCGAAUAUGCCAAUGGCGAGUUGAUAUCAUCGAAGCAGAUUUACCAGCUCACAAACUCGUUCAGAGGUUCCGACGCGAACGUGCGGGGUGCGGACCCGAUUCCAGUUAUGAGCAUGGAACUCAUUCUGGUCGCAUCUGAUGAGAUCUGCGUGUUUUGUGCGAGUAAAGAUAGAAUUCUAAUGUUCAGUGGUCAGAGUACGGCCGGAGUGCUGGAUCUGGGAAUCCAGAGUGUGUUUAAAGUGUACAGUGACAACAUGAGGAAGGUGCUACCCUUGUUGUUCUCGGUGUCUAGCAAUAACAGUCAGAUACAUCCAUUGUAUAGUAGUCAGUCUCUAACUCCGAGUAAACUCUACUGGUUUGCAGGUCCCGGAAUAAUCGAGUUCAACGUUGAGUCACAGUCGAGUGAUCAGAUUCUGAAGAAACACUCUAUAAUUCAGUACCCGAAAGACAUUCAAGCAGACGUCAUUGCUCUUCCGAAAGGCUGUGCUGUCACGAAAUUCCACAUUGUGCUUUUGUAUGACGAGCCUCGUUCCAUUCACGCUGUCUGUCCACUCAACAAAAAGGUGAUGUUCAGCGAGGGCCUCCCUAGUGCUGCGUCUCAUUCUUUCUCUCUGGGAAUAUGCAAAGACUCCAUCAGAGACGAACAGUACCUCAUCUUUGACAAGUUCAUCACUAAGUACAUUGCACUGCAGGAAGACCGAUUCAUCUGGAAAAUAUAUUUAGAGCUCGAGAACUUCGACUGGGCUUUGAAGUUCGCAGGAACUGACAACCCCAAUCGACUGAAUGAAAUCUACCUUCGAAAAGCCGAGUACUACUUCCGAAAUGGACAGUUCGACGACAGCGCCGAUCUGUAUGCACGAACUAAAGCAUCUUUUGAGGAGAUUGCUCUCAAGUUUAUAGAGAUUGACAAAAUGUCUUUGAAGAACUAUUUGUGUACUAAGUUAUCGAAUUUGAAAAGUGGAGAGAAGGCGCAGAUUACGAUGCUAGUGAUGUGGAUCAUUCAGUUAUAUCUGUCGCAGAUUCAUUUAGCCGAUGAGAAGGAUAUCAUAUCAGGAACUGUUGACGCAUGUCGAGAGGAGUUCCACAAAUUCCUGCGCGAAGUUAAACUGAAGGAGUGUCUUCGGAACAACAUGCGAGUGGUUUAUGAUCUGCUGGGGAGUCACGGGGACAGGGAAAGUCUCACUCUUGUAGCUGAGAUACUGAAUGACUACCCUUCUGUGCUACAGAAUCUGGUGGAGAAUGAAGAGUACAAUGAAGCUCUCGACCGUCUGGCACAAUACAAGAAGGCUAAUUUGUUCUACAAGUACUCAAGUGUACUGAUGCAGCAGAAUCCAGUGAAGACAGUGGAUGUGUGGAAGCGAAUGGCCACUCUGUUGCAACCCAAGAAUCUCAUCCCUGCCAUUGUCCAGCUGGACACCAGUUUCAAAGUGGCCAGACAAGCAAUUAGUUAUUUGGAAUUCUGCCUGUCUGAUCUGAGGAACACGGACACUGCAAUUCACAAUUGUCUUCUAACCCUGUAUGCUAUGCACGAGCCAAAGAAGCUCCUUGCUUAUCUUGAAACCCAGAAGGACAAUGCCUACCCUUACUAUGACUCGGAGUACGCACUGAGGAUAUGUUUGAAACAUGGAAACGAGGAAGCUACUAUAUUCCUCUACAAGACUAUGAAGUUGUACGAAGAGGCAGUUGAUCAGGCGCUCAGAAUCGAAAACAAAGAGGAAGCUCUGAUUGCUGCCCAGGAGAUUGCAUCAUACGCCCAGGAGCAGAACGAGGAAGCCCAGUCAAUCAAGAAACUCUGGCUCAAAAUAGGUCGCUACGUGGUCCAGGAUAAAAAAGAUGUGAAAUCGGCCAUGGAGUUCCUUCGGAAUAACGAACAUAUCAAAAUAGAAGAUAUUCUCCCAUUCUUCCCCGACUUCUUCACGAUUGACGAUUUCAAGGAUGCCAUUUUGACAUCUCUGAGAGACUACAACGAUAGCAUAGAGGCACUGAAACGUCAAAUGGAAAAUGCGACUGAGAGUGCGGAGAAGAUCAGGUGUUCGAUCAAGGAGAACAGGAGUCAGUGCAUGGUGAUCAAGGCAGACGAGAAGUGUGCCAUCUGUGGGUACCAACUACUCCUCAGAGCAUUCUACUCCUUCCCCUGCAAACACGCAUUCCAUUCCGACUGUCUACUCCAGAAGGUGAAGAUAGAAGUGACUAGUUUGGAGAGGCAAAAUAUUGAGAAGUUGGAGCGGCAAAUCAAGAAUGACGUAGACUUGCAGAAAAAGAAACCGACUGACUCCAAAGUCACCGGAAGCUACGCAGUUGACCCACUGCUCAAUGGUGCUGAACUGGAGGCGAAAAGGGAGGAGUUGGACAGUCUGGUAGCCUCCGAGUGUCUGUUCUGUGGAGAGAUCAUGAUCCAAAAUAUCCACAAGCCAUUCAUUCCACCUGAGAGACUGGAAGAGGAACUGGCAUCGUGGCUAUAAUAAGUAGCUGUCUAGUACAGAGAAAUGCAAAUGAGCAAAUGAAAAGAAGACAUAGCUAAAAAUAAAUUUCUCUUUCCUUGAACAAAAUCAAUCUAUAAUUUUGAUAGUUAGCUUUAUUUAUCAGAAAUAAAUUAUAUUGAGUGAUAAUUUUUCGGUCGCCGAAUUAGA